AUGGCGGCAUUCGAGGAAAUGGGUGUUCUACCAGAAAUUGCAAACGCAGUGGAUGAAAUGGAGUGGACAUUACCAACUGAUGUCCAAGCUGAAGCUAUUCCAUUAAUUUUGGGUGGCGGAGAUGUAUUGAUGGCUGCAGAGACUGGUAGUGGAAAAACUGGUGCUUUCUGUUUGCCAGUUAUACAAAUUGUAUGCGAAACUCUAAAGGAUAUAGAAUCUGGCAAAACAGCUAAAACAAGUUCUACAGGACAUCAUCAGCCUUCUACACAUUGGGCAUUGAGUUUAUUUGAUAGAGGAAGAGCUUUAGCUGUUACUCCAGAUGGCCUGAGAUGUCAGAGUCGUGAACAAAAAGAAUGGCAUGGUUGCAGAGCAAACAAAGGAGUACAUGGGAAAGAAAAAUUUUUCUAUGAAGCUAUAGUAACUGAUGAAGGUUUAUGCCGUGUAGGCUGGUCUACAGCUGAAGCCACAUUGGAUCUGGGAACAGACAAGUUUGGUUUUGGUUUUGGUGGUACUGGUAAAAUGUCAAAUGCGAAACGGUUUGACGAUUACGGAGAACCUUUUGGAAUGCAUGAUGUAAUUGGAUGUUACUUAGAUUUAUCAAAUGGGCAUAUUAGGUUUACAAAAAAUGGUAAAGAUCUUAAUGUAGCAUUCAACUUGAAUGCACAACAAAAAUCACAGACCUACUAUCCAGCUGUUGUUUUAAAAAAUGCUGAAAUGUCAUUUAAUUUUGGAGCACAACCAUUUAAAUAUCCACCAUGUGGUCAUUUAAAAGAUCACAUACCUCUUGCUUCAGCUCCUAAAGAAUGUGUUAAGGAAAAUCCUAAUAAUACUAGCCAAGGUCAAAGUAUAGAGGAUAGCAAACCAAAACCUAAUGCUCCUCAAGCUAUAAUUAUGGAACCAUCGCGGGAACUUGCUGAACAAACAUAUAAUCAGAUUCAAAAGUUUAAAAAAUAUCUAACAGAUCCUACCAUCAAAGAUUUGUUAGUUAUUGGAGGAGUAAGUGUAAAAGAACAGAUUUCUAAGCUAAAUUCAGGUGUGGACAUAGUGGUUGGAACACCAGGACGUUUAGAAGAUCUGAUACAAGGAGGCUAUUUGUCCCUAACACAUUGCAGAUUCUUUAUUUUGGACGAAGCUGAUGGUCUAUUGAAGCAAGGUUACACGGAAUUAAUCGAACGUUUGCAUAAACAAAUACCAAAAAUUACAUCAGAUGGAAAAAGACUGCAAAUGAUCGUGUGUUCGGCUACGUUGCAUUCUUUUGAAGUGAAAAAAAUGGCAGAUCGCCUGAUGCAUUUUCCAACAUGGGUAGACUUAAAAGGUGAAGAUGCUGUACCCGAAACUGUGCAUCACGUUGUUGUAAUGGUAGAUCCGCAGAAAGAUAAAUCUUGGCAUAACUUAAGAAGACACAUAGAAACUGACGGUGUACAUCAACGAGAUAAUAUAAGACCAGGAAGUAACGAUCCUGAGACACUAUCAGAAAGUGUGAAAAUACUAAAAGGUGAAUACUGUAUUCGUGCCAUUAAGGUGCACAACAUGGAUAGAGCUAUCAUCUUCUGUAGAACUAAGAUAGAUUGCGAUAAUUUGGAACGGUAUUUGAAGCAAGUUGGAGGAAACCAAUUUUCGUGCGUAUGUUUACACGGUGAUCGAAAGCCUGCCGAACGGAAAGCUAAUUUAGAAAAGUUCAAGAAACAAGAAGUAAAGUUCUUGAUCUGUACCGAUGUUGCUGCUAGAGGUUUAGAUAUUACUGGGCUACCAUUCAUGAUUAAUAUGACUCUACCUGAUGAGAAAUCAAACUACGUGCAUCGUAUCGGUAGAGUUGGUAGAGCUGAACGAAUGGGUUUGGCUAUUUCAUUAGUUAGCAAAGUACCAGAAAAAGUGUGGUACCACGGUGAGUGGUGUCCUAGCCGCGGAAGAAAUUGCAACAACACUAAUCUUACCGACAAGGGUGGUUGUUGUACCUGGUACAAUGAACCAAAUUAUUUAGCCGAAAUUGAAGAUCACCUAAAUAUCACAAUUCAACAAGUUGAACCGGAUAUGAAAGUUCCUAUGAACGACUUCGACGGGAAAGUUAUAUACGGAGAAAGAAGAGCAAACAUGGGUUCGACUUAUCAAAACCACGUUGAACAAAUGGCACCUUACGUGGCUGAGUUAUCUUCCUUGGAAUCAAGAGCACAACUUUUGCAUUUGGAAAGGCAUAUGGCUGCAGCAGCAAAUUAAAAUUGCGUUAACUUAAUAUGAGAAAUCAAGAUCUACUAUCAUGCUUUGCAAAUUGAGUAUUCAAUUUUGUGUUUGAAUGUUAUUUCUAGUGUUCUAAUAAUUUUAAUACCCAGAAAUACAGUGUACUGUAAUUUUCAAAUGUAAUAUAUAAAUUUGUUACAUAUAAUAUAAAGUUUCAAUUCGCACGUAACAAGGAGUAUUUUGUACAAAUUAAUCAUUAAAAAAAAAAAAGAACAAAAGAAAUUGACUCGCGUAAAUACCAUUUCGUAUAUGUGUAUAUAAGACAUCCGGUAAGUGUUUAUUGUAUUUUUUAUAAUCUUCAUAAUUGUACCAUCGCUAUUUUAGUUACACAAAUGUAUAAUACAGUGACUUUGCAGUGUU
Molecule: messenger RNA, 2595 nt
Organism: Osmia lignaria (orchard mason bee)
Lineage: Eukaryota; Metazoa; Arthropoda; Insecta; Hymenoptera; Megachilidae
Gene: Ddx1
Product: ATP-dependent RNA helicase Ddx1
Molecular function (GO): nucleic acid binding; RNA helicase activity; protein binding
Source: RefSeq, a predicted model, not a curated record